CUGCGCCGGCCGGCUCCCUCUCCGGCAGGGCUCAGGCAGCAUCCUUUGGAAGAAGAAGUACCUCUUCUCCCUGAGGCCUGAGCCCCUCCCCGCGGCGAGCCAACAAGCCGGCGCACGUCGCCACCCGGGGCUCACGCUCACCACCGAUCGAGCCCCAACCCAUUUAAUAACUAUAUAGAGCAGCUAGCUAGGAUCGAUCAUUAGAAAUGGCGGUCACCGCCGUCGUGACGAGGAGACCCCUGUCCAUCCUCUUCUACAUCAUCCUCGCCGCCGUGGCUGCCACCACCGCCGCCGCCGCGGAGACGCCGACGGACGCCGCCAUCGACGCGGCGUACGCGCAGCUCGUCAACGUCACCGCCAACCAGGAGUACUGGGCGGAGCGCGCCGAGGUGGCGCACGCGUACAACCGCGCGGCGUACGAGAGCGACCCCGUGGGCGUGAUGGAUCGCUUCAACGACGGCGUGCGCAGGGCCAUGGAGACGUCGACGCCGACGCGGUCCCGGUCCCGGUCCCUGGCGCACAAGGCACGGGGUGGCCCCUGCACGGCGACCAACCCGAUCGACCAGUGCUGGCGUUGCCGCGGCGACUGGGCGCGCAACCGCAAGCGGCUCGCCAGGUGCGGCAUGGGCUUCGGCCACCGGACCACCGGCGGGCUCGCCGGCAGGAUCUACGUGGUGACCGACCCCAGCGACGAGCCCGCCAACCUCGUCGUCCCCAGGAAAGGCACGCUCCGGUACGCCGUGAUCCAGGACCGCCCGCUGUGGAUCACGUUCGCGCGCGACAUGGUGAUCAACCUCUGCAGGGAGCUGCUGGUGACCAGCGACAAGACCAUCGACGGGCGCGGCGCGCAGGUGCACGUCGUGGGCGCGCAGAUCACGCUGCAGAACGUGCGGAACGUGAUCCUCCACAACCUCCACAUCCACGACGCCGCCCCGCGCGGCGGCGGCGUGAUCAGGGACUCGAAGCACCACUGGGGCCUCCGCGGGGAGAGCGACGGCGACGGGGUCUCCGUGAUGGGGUCCAGCGACAUCUGGAUCGACCACGUGUCGAUGCGGAGCUGCGCCGACGGGCUGGUGGACGUGGUGGACGGCUCCACCGCCGUGACCAUCUCCAACGGCCACUUCACCAGGCACGACCACGUGAUGCUGUUCGGUGCCAGCGACGCCGCCGUCAAGGACAAGGCGAUGCAGGUCACCGUGGCGUUCAACCACUUCGGAAAGGGGCUGGUGCAGCGGAUGCCGCGCUGCCGCCAUGGCUUCUUCCACGUGGUGAACAACGACUACACGCACUGGCUCAUGUACGCCAUCGGCGGCAGCCAGAACCCUACCAUCAUCAGCCAGGGGAACCGGUUCCGCGCCGUCGACGACGGGAGGUUCAAGGAGGUGACCAAGAGGGAGUACACGCCGUACAGCGAGUACAAGGACUGGGUGUGGAAGUCGCAGGACGACCUGUUCCUCAAUGGGGCCUUCUUCAACCAGUCCGGCGGCGAGAACGAGCGCCGGUUCGACAGGCUCGACCUCAUCCAGGCCAAGGGCGGACAGUACGCCGAGUUGCUCACGAGGUACGCCGGCGCGCUCAACUGCCGCGUCGGCAAGAAGUGCUAGGCCGGCCGGGGGUGGCCAUGUGUGUGCAUGCUAGAUUAUUAUUGCUUUGAUUUGGGGGAUCGGGGCGGGCGAUCGAUGCUUCGAUGCAGGCGCAGGGAGAGGCGUAAGAAUCGAAUUAAUGCAAAAGGUUGUGUUGUGUAUAAACUCUUGUAUUUGGAAAAUACCAUCUGUAAAUGGUCGUCAACGUACUAUAUACUGCUUGCCUGCUAGCGACAUAAUCGUCCAUGUGGAAA
Messenger RNA from Sorghum bicolor (sorghum), 1837 nucleotides. RefSeq names its product pectate lyase. Lineage: Eukaryota; Viridiplantae; Streptophyta; Magnoliopsida; Poales; Poaceae. The coding region runs from base 207 to 1604 and encodes 465 amino acids. Gene Ontology annotation, molecular function: pectate lyase activity. The record is from RefSeq and is a predicted model, not a curated record. The transcript has a single exon.